UGGUGGAGGAGCCGGGGCCGAGCAGAGGUUGACCGACUGGGCUGCCUGGUCGGUUGGCCGGCCGCGCUCUGCUCCCCGCCCGCCAUGGCGAUCCGCAAGAAGAGCAACAAGAACCCUCCGGUGCUCAGCCACGAGUUCGUCGUGCAGAACCACGCGGACAUCGUCUCUUGCAUGGCCAUGGUCUUCUUGGUUGGGCUGAUGUUCGAGGUUACGGCAAAAGCAGCUGUUGUAUUUGUUACACUUCAGUAUAAUGUUACUAUUCCUGCCACAGAAAAUCAGUUAACAGAAACUGUCACGUUGUAUCACUAUGGUGUCAAAGAUCUGGCUACUGUUUUCUUCUACAUGCUGGUGGCAAUCAUCAUACAUGCUAUUAUUCAAGAGUACAUGCUAGAUAAAAUUAACAGGCGAAUGCACUUUUCCAAAACAAAGCACAGCAAGUUCAAUGAAUCCGGACAACUCAGUGCAUUCUAUAUUUUUUCCUGUGUGUGGGGAACAAGCAUUCUUGUGUCUGAAAACUACGUAUCUGAUCCAACAUCACUGUGGAGGGACUAUCCACACACAGCAAUGCCGUUUCAAAUGAAGUUCUUUUACAUCUCUCAACUAGCAUACUGGCUUCAUGCUUUUCCAGAACUCUAUUUCCAGAAGACAAAAAAGGAAGACAUUCCACGCCAGCUUGUUUACAUUGGACUUUAUCUUUUCCAUAUCACCGGAGCGUAUCUCUUGAAUUUGACCCACCUUGGGCUUGUUCUUCUUGUGUUACAUUACUUUGUAGAAUUCUUGUUCCACAUCUCCAGACUCUUUUACUUCAGUAAUGAAAAAUAUCAGAAAGGGUUUUCAAUCUGGGCUGUUCUUUUUGUUUUGGGAAGGCUCCUGACCUUGAUUCUUUCUGUCCUUACGGUUGGAUUUGGACUUGCUAGAGCAGAGAAUCAAACAUUGGAUGUUAGUACUGGAAACUUCAAUGUGUUGCCAAUCAGAAUCAGUGUGUUGGCAUCCAUCUGCUUAACACAGGCCUUUAUGAUGUGGAAGUUCAUUAAUUUCCAACUAAGAAGGUGGAGAGAACAUUCUUCACCUCCCCAGCCAGUGAAAAAGAAAUUUGUAACAACUAAAGGCAAGCCUUCCAGAAAAGAAAGAGAAAAUGGAAUAAAUGGAACAUUAACCUCCAAUGGAGCAGAUUCACCUCGCAGCAGGAAAGAAAAGUCUUCUUAAAACAGAACUUUAUUAAGUUAAUUGACUAAUAUCCCCAAAGAGAACUGCUUUUUACUUUGAAAUUCUUUCAGCACCAGAGUUCCUGUUGUGAACAAAAAAUAAAAUUAGUGCUUUUUUUGAUUAUUGCUACCAUAAUGUUUUGUUUUAACUUUUAAAAAUAUUUUAAUUGAAAAGGGGCCAGAUUAUUUUUUAAUAUCUUUGAAAAUAUUUGAGUAUUAAUCAGAACUCAGUCUUACAUUCUUCCAUUCCUUCCAGCUUCGUAGCCGAUUCCAAAAAGAUGUUGUAAAGUUCUUGUUUUUAAGAACAAUUCAGAAUUGAAGAUUAAAUAAUGCAAUUUUUUAGAUAUUCUCUAACACUUAGGUGUAAAUUUUGGUUUUACAUUUCACAAGAAAAUUUGUAAAGCAACAGAAUAAAAUUCAUUACUUUGUAGGUGAUUUCUACAGUGGUUCGAGAAAAUCCCUUAUUAAAACACAGUUGGACUGA
Messenger RNA from Pogona vitticeps (central bearded dragon), 1689 nucleotides. It is a transcript of the gene TRAM1, whose product is annotated as translocation associated membrane protein 1. The record is from RefSeq and is a predicted model, not a curated record. Gene Ontology annotation, biological process: SRP-dependent cotranslational protein targeting to membrane, translocation; protein insertion into ER membrane. Gene Ontology annotation, cellular component: endoplasmic reticulum membrane. Lineage: Eukaryota; Metazoa; Chordata; Lepidosauria; Squamata; Agamidae.